AGUUUUGAUGUGUCAAAGAAGCCAGUCGCAGAGGUCAAGAGAAUAUGUCCAAGUCCUUCACUGCCUCUGGCUCUGUUCCCUCUCCCACCCUGUGUCACAAGGAUCAUAACCUCCUACCGAAGCGCUGCUGUUUUUCUCCCGUCUUAGGGGUGUGAUGCUUCCCAAAGGGAUGAAGCAGCCGUGAGGCUUCUGUGAGGAUGUGGAAAUGUUAUAGGAAAAUAAAAUGAUGCUAGAAAAAAGUUGUGGUUUCCAUCUGUUUCGUGGCGUGGGGUUUUGAGGUCUGCAUGUGCACACGUGUGCUCAGAGGUAUGAGUGCAAAUUCAACACGGCUCGGCUCCGGUGCAUCCCUAAGUGACACCUGUGAUCCCCAAGUACAAGCCAAGAUCCAGGACUAAAUCCUCUGGUGAGUAGUGAAUGGCUGGUGAUUGCACAGACACACACCUGCCCCAUCCCACUCUUGCUUGUACAGCAGCAUGAAACAAUGCAAGAAGCGCGGCUCCAGGGAACAUCCUCCAGGGUCUGGAGAAGACCAGCAAUGUCCACUCCCCUUAUGAUGCCCUCCACAGAGCCACACCAGUUGAGCUGCACUUGCAACCCUGUGCCCAGUGGAGUUAGGGAGGGACCUGUCCCUGAAAUCCUAAUAUUCAAGUUGUUUUUGGGGCAGGCAGUUUUACAUCAUCAGAAGCUGGGAGUGGGACACGGAUGGGGCCUUGAUGCCGAGGCGUGCGAUUUCUGUUCCCUAAGCAGUCUCUUUGCAUUGCCUUUUUGUCUGUCUUCAACCACUUGAACUCUGAUAAUUAUAAAACAGGCAAAGAUCUCAGUGUGAUCGACUGAGGCAGCCCCUCAAAUAAAAGGCAUGAGAAGAAUCCUCCCAGUUCAGCAGGAGACGAAAGGUUGCCCUGGAGCCCUCUGGAUUGCAAACUCAGCCCGUUGAGGUGGAUGCUCCCUGAAGUGGGAAGUUUCAGAACAUUUCUGAAUUUCUCUUUAGCAGCCAACCUGAGACUAUUUAGAUGCCGGAAAAGCAAUGCAAUAAAACUUCCUUUUGGAAAAAAAAGUCUAUUUUAGACAGAUUUGUAUCCUCAAAUGAGGUACGGGAGGGGGCCGGGAGGCCUGUUCAGUGACAGGAGGACCCACAGAGGCAAAGGAUCUCAAGCUGCAACCUGCAGCAUAGAAGAAAGUCCAGGCCGCUUCCCAUCUAAAUGCAUCCCUGCGUGGGGUUUGUCCUCUGCCCUGCCGCUCUGCUGACCUCUGUAACUGCCUCAACUCUACUACGCUGCUGCAAAGGACAUGAACAACCCUGUGCAAACCAUAGAUUCGCCUACCUGGGGUUUGCUGCAGGUAGGUCCAGGUCACCAAUUUCUGCAAGAUUUUGUUAGAGUGCAACCAGCCCUGACGGAGGAAGCACAGGCCAGCUGUAGCCAUCUAGCCAGAUGUGCUGGCGGAGCCAAGCCUAUAACUCCAGCUGGCAAACCCGUUCCACCAGGUUGUCUAGUUUCACUUUCCAGAUGAGGAAGCUCAGCACAGACACACCUCCCCAGUGCCGAGAAGCAGCCCGGCACACCGUCGGUGCUGACUUGAGAAGAGCACGAGUAAGGGUCUGCAUUAAGGCGGCAGGAGGGAAGCAAGGUUGGUCCCUGCUUUGGCUUCUGGAGGUGGCUUGGAGGAGCAGCACUGUGCUGGGACAUCGGGGUUGGUGUAACAGGGACAUGGAGCAGUUUGUGAGGAAGCGCUUGACCUUCCUGGCUUCCUUCUGGAACAAACUCCGCCCGAGAUCCGUCCCCGACAACUGCUCUCUGGGGUAUUUUGGUCCCGACCCUGUCUCGCUGCAACCAGACCAGGAUCCGGAUCCUGCUCUCCCUGCUUCCCCGCUCUUCGUCGCUCUGUACGAUUUCACAGCCAGGAGCACAAACGAACUGAGCGUAAGCCGAGGAGACAAACUCUGUGUCUACAAAGACGUGGGCGAGUAUGUCUUGGCCCGCAGGCUUUCAGGGGACUCUGUAGGCUACGUGCCUGCUAAUUACGUGGCAAAGAUCAGCCAAGAAACUCCCUCCCAUCAGCUCUGGUAUUUCAGCGGCAUCAGUCGACAUGAAGCCGAGAGGCUCCUUCUCUCUCCGCCCAACGAACACGGCUCCUUCCUCAUCCGUGACAGCGAGAGUAGCAAGGGGGAAUAUUCUCUCUCAGUCCGCAAUCAGGCAAAAGUCAGCCAUUUCCGAAUCUGCAAGUGUCCCGAUGGCGGCCUGUAUAUUCAAAAAGGUCACACUUUCCCCAGCAUGGAGGAGCUGCUCGCCUUCUACAUGGAAAACUGGAAAGCGAUACAAAGCCCUUUGGUCAAACCCUGCGUCCUCAAGACACUCCCCGAAAGGGAUGAGUGGGAACGGCCCCGGUCAGAAUUCACCCUCCGGAAGAAGCUGGGAGAAGGAAACUUCGGCGAGGUGUGGGAAGGUCUCUGGAGGAACACGGUGCCGGUAGCCAUCAAAAUCAUUAAGCAAGCUGACAUGAAGGCAGAAGAUUUCACGAAAGAGAUUCAGAAUCUGAAGAGCCUGAAGCACGAGAAGCUGAUCCAGCUCCAUGCCGUCUGCUCCCGGGGCGAGCCGGUCUUCAUCAUCACCGAGCUCAUGAAGAAAGGCAACCUGCAGAGCUACCUCAACAGUCUGGAAGGGAAAUCCCUGAGCACCCUCCACUUGCUUGAUAUGGCUUGCCAGGUUGCUGAUGGGAUGACGUACCUAGAAGAAAAGCACAUCGUCCACAGGGACUUGGCAGCUAGGAACAUCCUCGUGGGAGAUGACCUCACCUGCAAAAUCGCAGACUUCGGCCUCGCCAGGCUUCUCAAGGAUGAUAUUUAUUCCACCAGCGGCAGCACCAAAAUCCCAGUGAAGUGGACAGCCCCAGAAGCGGCCAACUACCGCACCUACUCACUGAAGUCGGACAUUUGGUCCUAUGGCAUCUUGCUGUAUGAGGUCUUCACCUAUGGCCAGACACCAUAUGAAGGAAUGACGAACCAAGAAACCAUCCAGCAGAUCACCAGAGGCUACCGCCUGCCCCGGCCCAGCACGUGCCCUUCAGAGAUCUACCUCGUCAUGCUGGAGUGCUGGAAGGGGAACGCCGAGGAUCGUCCCACCUUCUUCGCUCUGAGAGAGAAGCUCAACUCCAUUUACAGCCGGGUGUACAAAUUGUUCUCCUGAUGGAAACCGGCCAACACUGCCCCAUGACAAUUAGCCCCAGUGACCUCCCCAUGCUCGCGGCAUGCCGCAGGACUUACUGCAGGGCUUCACUCCAAAAGGCCUCUGGGAGCAGAGCUGGAAACGCACCAGGGCUUCUCCUUGGGAGGCCCAGGAGAGAGCAUUGACUGUUGGAAGAGAUCAGCUCUGGGCAUGUUGUCUGGAUGCAUCCCAGAGAGCAGAAGGACUCUUCCUUGUAGAUACUGUACAGCAAAGAUGUCAGCCUGGGCGUGACACGUCCCAACUUGGAAACAGUCGGUUUGCCUUGUAUAAACUAGUGGCUGAUGCUAAUUUAUUUGCCAUGUGCAUCCAACGUAUCUAUCAAUAAAUGUGCAUCCAACCAUC
This is a messenger RNA of Alligator mississippiensis (American alligator), 3563 nucleotides long. It is a transcript of the gene SRMS, whose product is annotated as src-related kinase lacking C-terminal regulatory tyrosine and N-terminal myristylation sites. Gene Ontology annotation, molecular function: non-membrane spanning protein tyrosine kinase activity; signaling receptor binding; ATP binding. Gene Ontology annotation, cellular component: extrinsic component of cytoplasmic side of plasma membrane. Bases 1431 to 3182 code for a protein of 583 amino acids. NCBI's taxonomy places the organism in Eukaryota, Metazoa, Chordata, Crocodylia, Alligatoridae. The record is from RefSeq and is a predicted model, not a curated record. The transcript is spliced from 8 exons. Gene Ontology annotation, biological process: innate immune response; protein phosphorylation; cell surface receptor protein tyrosine kinase signaling pathway.